This is a messenger RNA of Aureobasidium namibiae CBS 147.97, 1011 nucleotides long. RefSeq names its product quinone oxidoreductase putative. Gene Ontology annotation, molecular function: oxidoreductase activity. The transcript has 3 exons. The record is from RefSeq and is a predicted model, not a curated record. NCBI's taxonomy places the organism in Eukaryota, Fungi, Ascomycota, Dothideomycetes, Dothideales, Saccotheciaceae. The coding region runs from base 1 to 1011 and encodes 336 amino acids.
AUGGUCAAUAUGCGUGCAGUCGACAUCAAGGAGGGCAAGGGCCCUGCCACCUCCCUCUUCAUCAACGAGAUCGAACGUCCGAAGCCCACCGCCGCACAAGCCCUCGUCCGCGUGAAGGCCUUCGGUCUCAACCGCAUGGACUUGCUCCAACGCGAAGGCAACUACCCUCUUCCUCCUCAAGCUCCCAAGACUCUCGGUGUCGAGUUCAGCGGCAUAAUCGAGGAACUCGCUUCUGAGAGCGAGAAUGGUUUCAAGAAGGGCGAUGCUGUGUUUGGUCUGGCAUAUGGUGGUGCUUAUGCCGAGUACAUUGCUGUCAGCACCCACAUGCUCGUCCACAAGCCUGAUGAGUUGAGCUUUGAAGAGUGUGCCGGUAUCCCCGAGACCUGGAUCACAGCCCUCCAAGCAAUGUACAUGGUAGCAGAGUACAAGCCCAAACAAUCCAUCCUCUGGCACGCCGGCGCCUCCAACGUCUCCAUCGCCGGGAUCCAACUCUCAAAAGCCGAGUCUGCCUCCAAAAUCUUCGCUACCACCCGCUCAGACGAAAAGAACAAGUUUGUGGUCGAGAAGCUCGGCGCAACUGCAGCCUUCAACUCAGAAACCCAAGACUGGGCUGACGAAAUCUUGAAGGCGACGGAUGGCAAGGGCGUGGAUAUCAUUGUUGAUUUCAUGGGUGCUGGGUUCUUUGCAAACAACCUGAAGGCUGCGGCUAAGGAUGCUCAUAUCGUUACUCUGGCUGCGUUGACGGGAUUGAAGUUGCCUGCUGACACCGACAUGGGCGCUUUCCUGUUCAAAAGAGUGAGACUGGAGGGCUCAACUCUCAGAGCAAGAGAUGUAAACUACCAAAGCAAGUUGAGAGAUCAGCUUGUCGAGCACGCUCUGCCCAAGUUCAAGGAUGGCACUUUCAAGGCUUAUGUCGAGAAGGUCAUGGAUUGGGAGAAGAUUGUCGAGGCUCAUCAGCUCAUGGAGUCUAACAAGACCAGGGGCAAGAUCAUUAUGACCAUUGACUGGUAA